GCCUGAAUUUGUUUAAGCUACUUAGAAAUAUCAUUGAAAAUUUGAAAUAGGUUAUUUGCUUCCAAGGGCAUUACAUUCCGGUAUUAAUGGAGAAUGGGCAACGAAAAGAAAAAGAAUUCUCACCGGAAGUCGCAGAGUUGGAUGAGGUCCUCAAGGUGUUGGAUUCUUCACUUUCCCAAAUCAAAUGGCGUCUCAAAGCUUCAGCAAGACGUCGACUCCAGAUAGAUGUUCUUGCGUUAUGCACAGGAAUGAGACCAGUUGUUAUGGUAGACUAUGGGGGAAAGAUGCCUGAGCUACAAGAACGACUUUGUGCGCUUCUGAAUUCCAUUCAAAUGGAAUUAUGCAUUUUUGAGCAUUUAAGAAUAAUGAUCAUAGAAGAUAUGAUCUAUUUAGUACAUGUAAGAGGAUUUGCAGCGCAUGUUCAGUCAAGCUUGAGCUCAGAUUCUCAACUUCUCUUUGUGGACCUUGAACAGGAUCCCCCGAAGAUGAUAACACAGCCAGAGAAAACCCCAUUAGGGCUGCAACUUUUAUCAAUUCUAAAGCUGUUCUCUUCAUUAUUUCCCGUGGAAGGAACGGAAAAUGGUUUUUCGUCAAGUGACGGGAAAAAUAGCAUGGCUAAUGCCAAAUCCCCUGACAAUGACGGUACGACUUCACAAUCUUCUGAGUUUAUUGAUCUCAGUAGCUGCUUGCAAGAUACUGAAGUUACCGUGCCAACUUUAAAUGGAUGGCUUCUUGGUUAUCCUGUAGUAUACGCCUUUGGAAAGGACCAUAUCUCUGAUGCAAUUUUUAAUCUCUCGACCAAGCCUCUUCAUAUUUUCAGAAUAUCAAUUUGCAGGAAUUGUUCAUCCAGUAAAGGAUCUCAGGCGGAGGAACUGUUGAGUUUCUCGGUGCCCUUCGAUUUAAGCAUGGGUGGGAGAGAUGAAGAAUGGGCAAAAUCGUAUUUGGCUCAUAUGCAGAUGAAGUGGGAAAGGUGCAAGCAAACUUGGAGGUCUUUGCGGAUGGAUGUCAGUGAGUGUUAUCCACAAGCCAUUGUUUUGUAAUGAUAUUCCCCUAUUCUCAGCUCAAGUGAUAUGGUACUGUGGAAGUUAUUAACACUUACAAAUAAUAGAUAUUCUCAAUUGGAGACCUGGUCUGUGGAGCUUUUUAGAGAAUAGACGAGACCUUAUUAUUACUUAAUGAACAAAUCUGAGACAAAAAUAACUAUAAACAAUAAUAUUUGAGUGUCUUGAUUGUGUAUGUGGAGAAAUGAUAAUUUUAUGUUCUGUAAUGAAUUUGAGGCAGGUCAUUCUUCCUUUGUUU
This is a messenger RNA of Morus notabilis, 1299 nucleotides long. RefSeq lists its product as uncharacterized. Lineage: Eukaryota; Viridiplantae; Streptophyta; Magnoliopsida; Rosales; Moraceae. The coding region runs from base 87 to 1040 and encodes 317 amino acids. The record is from RefSeq and is a predicted model, not a curated record. The transcript is spliced from 7 exons.